AUGGAAGAUCAAGCCUUACCACAACAUAGCGAGGAAGUUGAUUUUCUAUUUGUGCCAAUAUCGAAUCAUCUUAUGCAGCUUUGUGAGAAUCAUUUCGGAAAACAAUUGGGCUUCGCCAACAUCACAGAUUUGGAUGCCGUAAUUCAGCGGUUUCAAGAUGUCCUUGAUCUCGAGGGUAAUGAUUUUGCGCGAGCCAUGGACUUCUGCAACCUGGGUUGUGGCUACGUCAAUCGAUUUAAAAUAUCGGAUGAGAUGGCUGAUCUCGAAAAAAGCAUCGAGAACUAUCAAGCGGCAGUAAAAAUGACACCGCCAGAGGCCUCAUCACGAAUACCCAACGUGACUAAUCUAGCAAUGGCUAUCUACAUGAGGGCUUGGGUUGUCGACCGAGCUGCUAUGAUGUCACGGGAUGCGACUUUUGUAGACGAUGCUGUCCAACUACUCGAGGACCUCUUGGCACAAAACGGAUCUCAGUAUCAGUUACCGUUCCAUCUGAGAGCAAUCUUGGCCGACUUGUACAGAAUGAGAUGGGAGCAGAGACCGCAAGAAAAUAUCAACGAUUUGAGCAAUUCCAUACAAAACUUUGAGCAAUUAUGGGAUCUGAUACCAAAUGUCGACUCUUACCGUUGGAACCUUCUUGCCAGUCUGGGAAGAAUCUAUCUUAGACGUUCCGAGGAUUCUGGCAAUAUAGGUGAUGUGGACAUGUCUAUAAAGUUACUCCAGGAAUCAGAACAGAUCUCUACAAAAGAAGAUACCAGCGACUUGGAGAGAGUAGAUAUCCUCCAUGAGCUAGGGAGAGCUUUUGGGAGAAGAUUCAUGCGGUUGGGAGGAUUAGGAGAUGCCGAGUCAUCUAUUCAUUUCAAACAAGCGGCGUUGAACAAUCUUCCAGGGGACUCAUCGCCCCUCGAGCGGUUUCACAUACUAUCGUCGCUAGCUUGGGGUUAUUAUGAUAGGUACCGAGUGCUUGAAUCUAUAGAAGAUCUUGACAUCUCGAUCCGAGUGAACAAAAGGGCUCUGCAGCUCGUGCCAGAACGAGACGACCUCCAACUUGAGAUUAAUCGAAACCUGGGAGACAAGUAUAUUUCGAGGUUUGAGCGAACCGGAGAUCUGGCAGACAUUGAACAAUCUAUAUCGACAUUUCGAAAAGUCUUGGAAUUAGAUUCAAACAACGAAGAAACCAUCAUCACAGUAUCGCAGAGGCUAGGAGAUUCCUUGAGGAAGAAAUAUGAAACAUCAAACGGAUGCAACGAUAGUUUUGAAGAAGCUAUCCAAAGACUCAAGAAUGCAAUAUCUCUCAGCAAAGAUUGGGACAAAAGGCACCGGGCAAUGCUUUUCAAGACUUUGGCAAAUCUAUACACGGCCAGGUACACAAAGACCGAAACAUGGGAAGAUCUCGAAACGGCUAUUAGCUACGGUCAGACCUCCGUGGAUGUUCUCCCCAAAGGACACCCAACGCUACCGGAGUGCCUAUUCUCCCUCAGCUUGAAUUACAUGAAGAAGGCACACAGAACGAAACUGGAAGCUGACCAUGAAAUUGCUAUACAAACAAGUCAAAAAGCCGUGGAUUUGACGCCAAACGACCAUCAAGAAAAAUGUUAUAGGCUGCUGAGCCUUGGGCAUGAGUACAAGCUGCGUUUCAUGAGACAAUUUCAUAUCCUGCAAGAGGUGUCAGAUAUGGAGCUUGCGAUCGAAAUAUACGACCAAGCAUUCAGGCACCCUCAUGCUUCCAUUCGGCACCGAAUACAAGCAGGAAGGGCGUACGCUGGCUCUCUCCUAAUGGUAAAAGGUUUCAUGGAAAUACACCACGGUAUUGAUGCUGCCGCCCAUGAUGGAAUAAAGGAAAGGACCUCCGGCAAAUUGUUAACGAAAAUAUGGGAUACCACUGUUGCCUACCAGAUUGCAGCCGAAACACUCUCUCUAUUGUCCCAGCUAACUCCAUUGUCAUUGGAGGUCUCGGAUAAGCAAGUGCUGCUGAGGGAAAUUUCCAGACUACCAGCCCUUAUUGGAGUGACCUCAUUGACUGCAAACAAGAGUCCAUCUGAAGCAAUUCAAUAUAUUGAACUGGCCAGAGGCAUCAUAGUCGGCUCUUUGAGUAAUCUACGUGUUGGUAUUCUUGAUCUCGAGACAUUGCAUCCUGAAUUAUCACAAGAAUUCACCGAACUUCGUGAUCAGUUGGAUGCCGGCCCUGUGUCAAUCAACGGAGUUACAAACCCGCGCCAUGAGGCUAGCCAGAAGCUGAAAGAUACAAUCAGCAGCAUCCGGUGCCUGCCUGGUUUUGGCAAGUUCUUGUUGCCCUUAGACGAGGAGGAAUUGAUAGAGGCUUCAGCUCGCGGACCAGUCGUCAUUAUCAACAUGUAUUUCACUCGAUCAGAUGCACUGAUAAUUCAAAAUGGAGAGACACGGUCUAUAGACCUACCAGAAUUAUACGAGUAUGAAGUCAUUGAGUAUUCAGCGAGGCCUGAAAUCGACCGUGAUACACUGGAAUGGCUAUGGGAUACUGCCGCUGGUCCAAUACUCGACUCGCUGGGCUAUCUUGGGGCGCCUACUAACAAUUCCUGGCCUCGCGUGUUCUGGAUCCCAACUGGUGCCUUGUCAUUCUUUCCCAUCCAUGCAGCAGGAUACCACUAUACCGGCUCAACGAGAACCGUGAUAGACCGCGUGAUCUCAACCUACAGCUCUUCCGUUAGAGCUCUUAUCAACGGCCGGCGUGCUAGUUGGGCAUCCGCACCACAGCAACCUAGGAAAGCUGUUCUAGUUGGAGUGCAGGAGCUCUACCACGCCCCAGAAGAGAUAAAAAAGCUUGAGAAGUUGUGUGACGAAAUGCAUCUGGAUGUGAUAAAGCCAAAGCCUUACCGAGAGCAAGUUCUCGCUUUGCUAGCUGAGUGUGAAGUCUUCCACUUCGCGGGUCACGGGAACACGCACCCCCUCGACCCCUCGAGGAGCUCACUUGCCAUGAAGGACGCGCCACUGGCGGUCAAGGACCUCUUCAACAUCAAACUUCAUGAAAGGGCCCCGUUUCUCGCCUAUCUCUCGGCAUGCAGCACUGGCCGCAAUGAGGAUCAGGAGCUCCAAGACGAGGGUCUUCACUUGAUCGGUGCGUGCCAGCUAGCUGGUUUUAGGAAUGUUAUCGGGACUUUGCGAAAAGUGAAUGAUGGGAUUUGUGUCACGGUAGCGGAGAUGACUUAUAGAUGGAUUAGAGAUUUUGGUUCGACUGACCAGUCUGUUGCCGAGGGGCUCCACCAUGCCACAAGAUUUCUGCGUGACCAGUGGAUGGCUGGUGAUAACACUGAUGAGUCUUCACGCAGGAAUGGGAAAUCGAAAGGACAGGUGAAAGACAAGCAGAGUCGGCUGCUGAGAUCGAUAGACAGGACUGAAAGAUUGGAGAGGGGAAGAGACAUGGUGAGAUGUGAUGAAGAACCACUAUACUGGGCCCCAUUCGUUUACUUUGGCAGUUGA
Molecule: messenger RNA, 3453 nt
Organism: Clonostachys byssicola
Lineage: Eukaryota; Fungi; Ascomycota; Sordariomycetes; Hypocreales; Bionectriaceae
Source: the annotation of a GenBank genome assembly